Molecule: messenger RNA, 1652 nt
Organism: Pecten maximus
Lineage: Eukaryota; Metazoa; Mollusca; Bivalvia; Pectinida; Pectinidae
Product: ATP-dependent DNA helicase RecQ-like
Exons: 2
Coding region: 18-719 (233 amino acids)
Biological process (GO): double-strand break repair via homologous recombination; telomere maintenance
Cellular component (GO): nucleus; chromosome; nucleoplasm
Molecular function (GO): nucleic acid binding; 3'-5' DNA helicase activity; four-way junction helicase activity
Source: RefSeq, a predicted model, not a curated record
GAUGUUUACAAACAAACAUGGAGGCCAUAAAGGAAAAAGAAAGAGAAGUCGCAGAGCGUUUCAAUAUUGAAUCUUUAAGGGAAAACCAGAUCAAAGGUCUAGAAGCUAUAUGUACUGGAAAAGAUGUCUUUGUUGGUACCAAAACAGGAAGUGGUAAAUCCAUGAUUUACGAAUGUGUGCCUGUCAUUUUUCCAAACGCUAUCGUCGUAAUUGUUGCGCCACUUGUUAGUAUUAUGAAAGAACAAACUGAUCGACUGCGAAACCUCGGGUUCAAGGCAACCUACAUUGGAAAAGAUUUGGCCGAGGAAGAAUACAUUAUCAAUGGAGAAUUUAAUUUUGUUUUCGGGAGUCCAGAGGCUUUAGUAGGCGAAAGAAAGUGGAGGAACAUGUUGACAUCCUACGGAGACAGAUUGAAAGUGCUCGUCGUAGAUGAAGCGCACACAGUAAUCCAAUGGGGGUCAAGUGAAGGACAGAAAGAUGUUGCCUUCAGGGAGUGGUUUUCCCACAUAGGUGAGCUACGUGCUGUUCGACCCGAUGUUCCAAUAGCAGCUUUAACUGCAACAUCAGCUCCAUCUCAACGCAGAAAAAUUAUGAGGAGCCUCUGCUUUCGACAGAAUUCAGUCCUUGUUUCAGAAUCACCAGACAGGAAAAAUAUAAAGAUAUCCUCAAUGUGUAUACCAAACAACAGCGACAUUGAAGAUACAUUUAAUUGGUUGUAAGUUGGAUUGGAAAAUCAAAAGGAAAACUUCCCGAGACAUGUUGUUUUUUCCGAAUCUAUUAGUGAUGUUUCCAAAAUAUAUGCAAUUUUUAGGAAAAGAUUUGGUAAAAGUGACUUUUUUGACAUGUUUCAUAGCAAAACAGUUGAAAGCAAGAAAGAUUACAUAAGAGGAAAUAUGGCAAAAGAUGGGAGAAUAAGAGUUUUAAUUUGUACAAAUUCUGCAGGAAUGGGUGUCAAUUUCUUUGGUGUACACAACAUUGUUCAUUAUGGACUGCCUAGGGAAAUGGACACUCUAGUUCAACAAAUGGGAAGAGCAGGAAGAGAUGGAGUUUUUUUCCCAGGAACUUAUUAUCUAUAAAUGUCACAAGGGGCAUUUAAAACGAGUAGAGGAAGAGUUGGUGAAACUAGUAAAAGACACUAAGUGUAGGUGUGAGGUGCUAUGUACUUCAUAUGGCACUAAAACAGACACAAUUGACCCAUUACAUCUAUGUUGUGAUAUAUGUGAAAAACUUUGCAAGUGUGCAUCAAGUGGUUGUCCGAAUUCACAUCCAGCAACACAUUUCAAAUCACCAGCAUCUGUGGAUGUCAUGAUCAGGGAAGUGGACAUGUCGGACAGAAUUCUACUGAGACAGAAAUUAGAUUCCCUGAGGUUUAAGUUAUCCGACUUUUCAACUCAUGGCCUAACAGAUGAAGUUAUUUACUUUAUAGUAAAUCAUGUUGAAUCACUUUUUACACCAGAUGAUGUUUUGAUAAAUUGUGCUAUUUGGUCUUAUGAUGUUUCUGUUGAAAUCACAAAUAUUAUAAAUUGCAUGUUUGGAGAUGACAUAAUGGAUGAUGCUUUUGACAGCGAUACUGAUGAAAAUUAUGACGAUCAGACAACAUCUGCAUGAUGAUGCAAUGUUUUAGAAUUGUAAUAAAAAGAUUAAACGAAAUC